Nannochloropsis gaditana CCMP526 is the source of this 461-nucleotide messenger RNA. RefSeq lists its product as uncharacterized. The coding region runs from base 36 to 461 and encodes 141 amino acids. The transcript has 5 exons. The record is from RefSeq and is a predicted model, not a curated record.
UCUCGAUUCUGGAUCUGUUGACACGGCCAUUGUUAAUGCGGACUAUGCGUAUUUUGGUGGUAAAGGUAAAUCUGGCCGGGCUUACUCUCUCGGAAAAUGUUCAACUCUGGGGCCUAACGCUCAGAACGUCGGUUGUGAGCGGGAGCUACGCGUAUUUCGGGACACGAGAGAGUCCAGCGGUAGUCCUCAAGGUAGAUCUCGCUGAUUUCAGUUUAGCAGACAUCCUUGAGCUCGGUGAAUAUGGUGGAGAACAGCUAUCUACAUCAGUUCUGAGCCGAGACUAUGCGUACUUCGGGACUGAAACUGACCCUGGUCUAGUUCUGGUAGUGAAUCUGGUCGAUUUCUCUCAUGUGGAUAGCCUCGAUCUCAGUCCAUAUGGUGGAGAGUUCCUAUCGACGUCGAUUGUGAGCAUGAACUAUGCGUAUUUUGGUCUGGAAGGAUUUCCAAAUACGUUCGCAUGA